AUGAGAUAUGAUGGACAAGGAUGUGUGAGAGCUCAUAUCAUGAAUCUGAUUGACAUUGGAACUAAGUUGCAGGAUUUGGAAUUGAAUGUAGAUGAAGAUAUGAUGGUUCAUCUUGCUUUGAAUUCGCUGCCUAAGGAGUUUACGUCGCUCGAAGAUACCUACAUUGCUCAAAAGGAAAGCUGGACAUUGAAUGAUCUUAUCACCAUAUGCGUUCAAUAA
Molecule: messenger RNA, 219 nt
Organism: Prunus armeniaca (apricot)
Lineage: Eukaryota; Viridiplantae; Streptophyta; Magnoliopsida; Rosales; Rosaceae
Source: the annotation of a GenBank genome assembly